Molecule: messenger RNA, 2132 nt
Organism: Saprolegnia diclina VS20
Lineage: Eukaryota; Oomycota; Saprolegniomycetes; Saprolegniales; Saprolegniaceae
Exons: 7
Coding region: 48-1751 (567 amino acids)
Biological process (GO): SCF-dependent proteasomal ubiquitin-dependent protein catabolic process
Cellular component (GO): SCF ubiquitin ligase complex
Molecular function (GO): protein binding
Source: RefSeq, a predicted model, not a curated record
GCGCGAGUCGUCGUCCUCUACACUUGUCGUUCUCGACACUCUCGCGCAUGGGCAUUGUCUGCAGCUCGACCGAGUCGGUCGUCGAGUCCCACGAUGUGCGCGCGCCCAAACACUGCCGCACCAAGAAUCCUAGUCAGCCACAGCACCGCCGACGGCUUCCGUUGGGGUCGUCCACACUGGUUGAGCUCUGCUUGGACCGCCUCGCGAUCGAGGUGGCCUCCGCGCCAGCCUCAGUGGAUACUGCGGUACUACCGCCAGAGCUCUUUGGCGCGCUCCUGCGUCGGCUCGUGGCGCACGAAGCCCUGACGGCCGACUUGUUUGCACGGCUUGGCGAGUCGCUCCCGUUGGGCACGCGCGUCGACCUCACCGAUUGCGCUGACGUCGACACGGGCUGGCUGCAAGCUCUUGCGCCUUCUAUUACAGCGUCGCUGAUGCACAUCGACUUGACGCGCUGCACUGGCGUCGAGACGCUGGGCCGCGAGCCGCUCGCUGCGCUCCGCGUCGCCAAGCUGAGCCACUGCAAGAACAUGUCACCGUUGGCACUGCACCCACUCUCCAAUGCGACGCACUUGUCUGUGCUGCAUCUCGCUGGAUGUGCUCUCUUGCGCAACGAAUCACUCGGGCACCUCUUGUCGUGCACGCAACUGACCGACUUGGACCUGUCCCAAUGCCCCUCGAUCUCCGAUACAGGUUUGUUUGCUUUGCCACCGAGUCUACGACGACUCAACUUGAGUCAGUGCUCUGGUAUCUCGGACAGAGGCGUGCUUGCGGUCGUGACAGGCCUGGCUUCGCUCCUUUCCCUAAACCUUGGGCUGUGCAACAUCACAAACGGCGCCUUAGCCAUGCUUGCUGUCCAUGCGCAUCAGCUACAGCACUUGGUGCUCUCAGGCUGUCGCGCUGUCGACCAAGCCGGCGUCAAUCUACUCGACUCGCUUUCAGAGCUCGUUUCGUUUGAAGCUAGUCAGUGUCGCCUUGUUCAGAGUCCCCACCGCGCGUGGGCUAGCUUGACAUUCCUCGACUUGUCCACCUCGGGCGUGAACGAUACGGGGUUGGCGGUGCGGUUUGCAUGGCUCCUACCCUCUUACCCUCAGCUGUCUUGCGUAGGUCACCGCGUCGCUGGAGACGCUCACAUCCCUCGAUGUCUCGCAAAGCCAGGCAACUGCUACUUCAUUCCGAUGCCUGCGAUCGCUCUCUCGCCUGCGGUACUUCAAGGCCGCGCGCACCAAGCUCAACGAUGCGACUUUUCAAGUCCUCUGCGAGCACUUGACGUCCCUCGAAGAGCUCCACGUGGCGCACACCGACGUCUCGGACAUGGGCGCACGAGGUCUACCCCAUCUCAAGCACCUCACAAGCUUGGUGCUGAGCACAGAAGGCGUCACGUACCACAGCUUGUCGUCCGUGGGCUCGCUUCAUCAGCUCACGAGCUUGGCCCUCUUUGGUGCAAGCAUCGCCGACCGAGGUCUCGAGUACCUCGCAUGUUUGCAGAGUCUGCGUCGCCUCGUGCUCUGCAGCGGCUACCUCACGGACCGCGGUGCCGGCAUGCUUGCGUCCUCAGCGCCGCACUUGACGGAGCUCAAUGUGAGCCACAACAAGGAGUUGCGGGACGCUGGUUUGAAAUGCUUGGCGCAGCUGCGACAGCUCAAAACGUUGAAUGUGUCCAACACGAGCAUCGACGCCGCGUCGCUUGUUCAUCUUCAGCGUACACUACCUUUUCUCAAACCCAAUCGGCCCACGGCAACGACUGGUACUAGCCCUGCAGCACUUGGAAACACUGCUCGCAUACGGUCUCGUGCUCACUCGAAAAGAAUUUGCCGCUUUCAAAGACGCCAUGCCCAGUCUGUGCUUGUUCCGUUGCAGUCACUGACGCUUAACCCUUCAACGCCCAACUUUUUAAGACUACGGAUCGUCCGUAUAUAAGGCCCCGUCGUUUCGGGCAGUGUCUUUUUCGAGCGUUCUCCUCCCCGUGACAAAAGUACAGCCCGUAGCUACUACUAGUAGAAGCGUUUGCGGCCAACUAAUAGCGCUGUGUGGUCGCAAACUAACCUGUAAAGUUGAUUGCUCCGCUGAUGCCCACGCCGUAGAUCGCUGGUAUAUUGACAAGGAAAUAAAUCCAGCAACGGAUCUUCCGUGGC